AUGGCAGGCGUCCCAAACACAUUCGACGGACCCGUCCACAUCGCCGUUGUAGGCGGAACAGGCAUCUCCUCCCUGCCAGGCUUUACUCUCGCUGCGACCCUCGACGUCGACACGCCCUGGGGCAAGCCCUCAUCCCCCAUCAGCAUCCUCCAGCACCCGUCCCCCACCACGGGCAAGCCUAUCCCCAUCGCCUUCCUCUCGCGCCAUGGCCUCUCCCACGAACAUGCCCCACACGAAGUGAAGAACCGUGCCAACAUCGCCGCGCUACGACACAUCGGCGUGCGCACCAUCAUCGCCUUCUCUGCUGUCGGAUCGCUGCAGGAAGAAAUCCGUCCUCGCGACUUUGUCGUGCCUGAUCAGAUCAUUGACCGGACUAAGGGCAUUAGGCCCUUCACAUUCUUUGAGGGAGGCAUGGUCGGACAUGUCGGGUUUGGUGAUCCCUUUGAUAAGCGUCUGGCCGAGAUUGUCAGGCGGUGUGGACAUUCUCUCGAGGGCGAGGGCGUCAGAUUACACGACAAGGGACUGCUUAUUUGCAUGGAGGGCCCACAGUUCAGCACACGCGCCGAAUCCAACCUCUACCGCUCAUGGGGCGGCAGCGUAAUCAACAUGUCCGCCCUCCCCGAAGCUAAACUCGCGCGGGAAGCAGAGAUUGGAUACCAGAUGAUCUGCAUGGCUACCGACUACGACUGCUGGCGGGGCGAUGGCGAAGAGGAUGUUCAUGUGGAGAUGGUCAUGGCGCAUAUGAAGGCGAACGCGGAGAAUGCGAGGCGCUUUGUGGGCGCUGUGCUCAAUGAGUUGACCAAGGAGGAGCAUGGGGAGCAAGUUCAGGCCAAGCAUUUGGAGGGACAAAUGAGGUUUGCAGGCGCUAUGACGAAGAAGGAGGCCCGAGGGAAGGAGGCAGAGGAGAAGUUGCAGUGGUUAUUCCCGGGGUACUUCGAUUGAGUUGCAGCGAUACCUGUACACGCUCUGAAUGCGGAGACAAUGUGCUGACGCAUCUUCUAAUAUAGAGCCAUUGUUCAACAUAAUGACUCCCUUUGCUAGAUAUGAGACAUGCCAACUUCCGUUCCGAUAGGUCACCAUCUGCUUCCAUACAUGCAGUAGACACCUCAUAUGGAAGGUCUGUAGCACGCUGUACAACAAUAUCACAGUCAUAGCAUCAUAGAAACAUAUAAGCACCAGCUUUCCGCUAUCAACAUGCCGCAUUG
Molecule: messenger RNA, 1205 nt
Organism: Cucurbitaria berberidis CBS 394.84
Lineage: Eukaryota; Fungi; Ascomycota; Dothideomycetes; Pleosporales; Cucurbitariaceae
Product: Methylthioadenosine phosphorylase
Exons: 2
Coding region: 1-942 (313 amino acids)
Biological process (GO): nucleoside metabolic process
Cellular component (GO): cytosol
Molecular function (GO): S-methyl-5-thioadenosine phosphorylase activity
Source: RefSeq, a predicted model, not a curated record